Cavenderia fasciculata is the source of this 750-nucleotide messenger RNA. RefSeq names its product trimeric LpxA-like domain-containing protein. NCBI's taxonomy places the organism in Eukaryota, Evosea, Eumycetozoa, Acytosteliales, Cavenderiaceae. The transcript has 2 exons. The coding region runs from base 1 to 750 and encodes 249 amino acids. The record is from RefSeq and is a predicted model, not a curated record.
AUGUUGAAGAACGUAUUUUAUCUUGUUGGUGAUGCCGUCCGUUCAACCGGAAAGGCCUUGGAUGUCGUCGGUAGAAAUAUGCAAGGAAACUAUGCAUACGUCGAACAAUUAAAUAGACAAAGUAGAGUUACACCAUUAAGAGGAAAGCUUGCACAUUUGGGUAAGGAUUCAUUUGUUGCACCAAACUCUUCUGUGAUUGGACAAGUUACAAUUGGAAAUAAUAGCGCAUUGUGGUACAACACAGUUGUUCGUGGUGAUGUCAAUCAAAUCACUGUCGGUAACGAAACUUCGAUUGGUGAUCGUACCGUUAUCCACGCUUCAUCCAAGAACGGUCCAAAGGGCGAACAAGCCACUCAAAUUGGUUCACGUGUUUUGGUUGGUUCUGGUGCCAUCCUCCAUGGUUGCGUCAUUGAAGACGGAGCCAACAUUGGAUCAGGUUCCAUUGUCUACGACGGUGCUGUCGUUGAAAAAGGUGCUCACCUCGAAGCCGGUUCAUUGGUUGCCUCUGGCAAGCGUGUCCCAGCCGGUCAAUUGUGGGGUGGCUCACCAGCUCGUUUCAUUCGCGAUGUCACUGCCCAAGAAAAGAGUCACCAUGACACUAUCUUGCAAGACACCAUCACCCUCUCGGCUGAACAUGAGGCUCAACACGCCAAAUCUGCCAAACAACAACAUAUGGAAUACUUGGACUAUUUGGAAGGUAUCGAAGAUGAUAUUAGAGCUCCAAGAAAUAAAUAUCAAGAGCCACAAUAA